AUGGCGGAUCGAGCUGAGCCGCAGUCCGUUGAGGCUCACCACCAGGUGGAAGACUCACAUGUGGCUUCAGACAAGGAAACGGACACCUUUGAAGAUGCCGUCGACACCAGCUCAGUCAGAUCCCUUACAGCCAGGAAAUCAAUCGCUUCUCAGCAUGCAACUAGACCUACAAGUUCUGGCUCUGAUUCGACCGUCGAGAAGGACGAUGGCGACGAAUUCAAGGAGCCCGCAGAGAGUGUCACCGAAAGAGACGACUCGGACACUGAAUCAGAGGUUGAGGUGCAAGCAGCAACAGAGGUAAAGAUUGAGGCAAAGACAGAGCACGAAGAAGAGCAAGAGAAGGAGUCAGAGAAGGAGUCGGUCAAGGAGCCAGAGCAACCCAAGGAGAGCGAGGUCGAGAUCGAGACCGAGACAGAGAUUGAGCCUCAGGUCAUAGAGGCAGAUGCCCAGCCCGACGUUCGACCAGAGAGUAGAGCUACAACUGCCUCGAGUCGGGUGUCGCAUUCCAACAUGGACGUUGUUAGUCUCGACGAUGAUCCUCCGGCCGUUGCUGCCCAGCAGAAAGAUGAACCACCCCCUGUUCCCCCAAAACAGGUCUCCAAGAAGCUCUCCUUGAGCAACAUUGCAAACUCCUUGCCUGCUAUGCCUUGGUCGCCUCCAGCAACCGAAUGUCCUCCCAAGACCAGCCCAUCCACAGGCCCAGCAGUGCCGGAAAAGCCCCCUGCCCCUGACCGAACUUCAACCUCGCGCAGUAAGCUCUCGAGCCCAUUUUCGUGGCUGUCAAGGAGUUCCACCAGCAAGGAACCUGCCGCAUCGCCACCAUCUGGCCCGAUUCGCUCUCCGAGAAGAGAUACUGCCAGCUCCAUUGCAACUCUGACUAGCAAUCCAGAGAUGCUGGCCAAGCUGGAGGAAGGAGAUGAGGGCGUCACAGGAAGGCCAGCUAGGCACAGCCUGAAGGACAGAUUCAAGAUGGUGCGUCUAAGGGAGGAAGCCGGUAUCUCCCUUGGAGUAGACGCCGAGGAAGACAAGGAUCAAGCCAGUGCUGCCACAGCCAAGGCAGCCUCUGUCUUGGGAAUUACAAGCCCAGGCGAGCCACCGCUUACCCCUGUGACAACCGAUGCCAACCCUCCACUAAGGCCCGGGACUGCCUCGGGUGUGUCCGCCGGACCUGCUGAAGCAGAUGCCCAGGUUGACUGGGAUCUUUGGCAAACUGUUGUCUAUGAAGGUCCGUCUGCAGUCGCCAAGACCAGCCCCGAAGAGCUCAACAAGGCCAUCACGACCGGAAUCCCCACUGUAAUCCGGGGCGUGGUGUGGCAAGUGCUGGCACAAAGUAAGAACGAGGAUCUAGAGCACGUCUACAGAGAGCUGGCAGCACGCGGUACCGAGAGGGAUGUAUCGAGGAACAGCGCCGGUACCUCCAUUAGUUCUAUGAGCAAUGGCUUGAGCAUCGACAAGGAAACCGUUGCAUCGUCUUCUUCCUCCGUCCACUCCGACGAGGUGGGUGGCGCCAAUGGCAGCAAGUCGCCUCCUUCAGAAAAGGAGGCCGAGGCCAUUCUGAAGGCACAAGCCUUGGCUGCCGCUGAACGCAAGAAGAAGGACAAGGAGGAUGCGGCCAUGAUCUCAAAACUUGAGAAGACAAUCCGACGUGACCUGGGCUCAAGAACAAGCUUUUCUAAGCAUGCGCAAGCAGCAGGACUUCAAGAGGGCCUGUUUGGAGUUUGCAAAGCUUAUGCCCUGUUCGAUGAGAGCGUAGGCUACGCACAGGGGAUGAACUUCCUAAUCAUGCCUCUGCUGUUCAACAUGCCAGAGGACGAGGCGUUCUGCUUGCUAGUACGACUCAUGAACCACUACAAGCUGAGAGACUUGUUUGUGGAGAACAUGCCUGGCCUGCACAUGCAUCUGUUCUUGUUUGAGCGGCUACUGGAGGACCACGAACCUGCAGUUUACUGCCACCUUAACCGGCGUGGCAUCUCGCCCCACCUAUAUGCGACACAAUGGUUUUUGACCUUGUUUGCAUACAGGUUCCCUCUGCAGCUUGUCAUGAGAAUCUACGAUCUGAUUCUUUCCGAGGGCCUGUCUGCUCUGCUCAAAUUUGGCAUUGUCCUGAUGCAAAAGAACGCUUCCACGCUUCUCGGCAUGACCGACAUGGCACAGCUGACUGCUUUCUUGCGAGACAGACUCUUUGAUGUCUAUAUUGACCAGGCUCCAAGCAGCGGUAGCAUUCUUGAGAAUGGCUUCUUUGGAAGCAGUUCAUCGAGUGUGGACAAGGAAGUCUAUCGAGCUGAUCAACUUGUCCGUGAUGCUUGCGACAUCAAGAUCACGCCAGAGCUAUUGAAGGCAUACACAUGCGAGUGGGAAGAGAAGACCCGCGCCGAGAAGCAGCGUGAGGAAGAGAUGGAGCAUCUGAAGCAGUCCAACACGAGCUACGCUAUUAGGGUCCGAAAGCUCGAGGAAAGACUAGAGGCCGCCGAUACCGAGUCAACUAACAUGGCUAAUGAGCUGGUCCAUACUAAGAUCGAGAACGAGGAGCUCAAGGAUGAAAACGAGAGCCUCAAGGGGCAGGUCAAGGAGCUCCGCAACGUCAUUGAGAAGCAGCCACUGGAACUCGAGAAUGCCUGGAAGGAGGAACGUGACAGCCUCAUGAAGCGAAAUGAAAAGGUCCACGAGGAGAAUCAGAAGGUCGAAAAGGAGAUGAGCGAGCUCGAGGAAGAGUUGGUGCAGACCAAGAUGCGAUACGCCGAGAUCAACUCUCAGUAUGAAACAUUACAGAGAAAGUGGGCAGACCUUAAAAAACAAUUCAAUUAG
Molecule: messenger RNA, 2805 nt
Organism: Pestalotiopsis fici W106-1
Lineage: Eukaryota; Fungi; Ascomycota; Sordariomycetes; Amphisphaeriales; Sporocadaceae
Exons: 4
Coding region: 1-2805 (934 amino acids)
Source: RefSeq, a predicted model, not a curated record